AUGCCAUCUCGAGUAGAAGUCCAUUCUGGUCGUCACGAUGCUUCCACCAAUUACUCUUCUCAGAAGCCUGUUUCGUACACAGUGUCGAAGCAACUUCACGAAGCAUCUGGCCGCUCGCGCCAGAAACGGAUGCGCUUCACCAGUGGUGGUGCUAUAGAUGAUAAUGUGAGUACUUCGGAAGAUGCUACUGCACCUCGUAUUAGGCGCCAUGCAACUUCCAAUGCCACCCGAAUUCCAAAAGGUCAAGGCAAACUCAGCAAUUCACAGUCGUCCUCACCGACCUCACCUUGUGGUGUGACUGAUCAAAUGGAUCGCGUCCAUUCGAGGGGUACGGUUGUCCUCGAUACUGCCAUCGGCGGUGUAGAACACAUGGAGGAUGACAACUCGUUCUCAUCAAGUGUCUUCUCCGAACAUUUAGUUCAACCCGAGCUCCAAAUGGUAAUCUCGACGGCUCCCGACAACCCUGUAGAUAAAGGCAGAUCUCGCCGCAGUUCCAUUCUCUCGGCGGAAAAUUUGAUUUUAACGGACAGCGAGAACAAAGAAGCUGAUGUACUUGUCAAAGACAUGAAGAGUAUGGAAAAUUUGCUAAUCCACACUGAUAGUGGCAUUUCAACCCCAACCCUUCAAACGGCUGAUGAUGCUGGUAGUUCCGAGGGUGAAGAUGAAAACGAUGGUAAAGAUGAAGUAUUAAUGAGUGCCUCAGAUAAUAUCCAUCUUUCAAGUUCGAGACCAUCUGAUAAUGAUCUGCCUUCCGUAUCACAGCCUCCCAUAGUUGACGAACAUUGUGGCCCACCAGAUAAUAGGUUCUCCGACACUGAUCUUGCCAUUUUGAAGGGCGGUUCUUUCAGUCACAUUCUACCUGUCGAGGACAAAUGUGAAUUCGUCCAUGAAACUACAAGCCCACCUACUCGCUCCUGUAUACUCCCCGACGCGAAUCCCAAUGGCGUGGUUUCUCCAAAAGCUCCAAACUGCCAUUUUGAUGCAAAGGAUAUCGAUCCCGAUUCCCUCCCAGGUCUUCCUAGUGUACUGGAAACCCAUCCCACUUGUCUCUCUGCGCGUGUUAUGACUCGCUCUCAAACUGCUGAGCUUUCCAAGCAGCCAUGUAGUCCCAUUCACUGUUCUAACUCUCGACGGGAUUCCAAGUAUUUGGAGAGCUCUUCACCUUUACCUUCAAACGUGUCUUCUUCCCAAGCUCGUUUUCGCAAUCCUGCCAAGUGUUUGGACAAGCGACGGAGUAGUGCUCGAGGGAUGCCCGUUUCAAGCCAUGGCUCAAAUGAAGAUGUAGGCUCUUGUGAGUCCACAUCUUUAUCAAGUCUUUCAAACAUUAACAGUGCCAGUGCUGCCUGUCCAUCCAGCGGAAUUACUUGUGCUUCGCCCAGUCCGUCUGAGGGCACUCCGGAUGUUACGAAUAUCACUGGUAAAAGUAAGUAUACAUAG
Echinostoma caproni is the source of this 1437-nucleotide messenger RNA. NCBI's taxonomy places the organism in Eukaryota, Metazoa, Platyhelminthes, Trematoda, Plagiorchiida, Echinostomatidae. The record is from the annotation of a GenBank genome assembly.